Chara braunii is the source of this 939-nucleotide messenger RNA. Lineage: Eukaryota; Viridiplantae; Streptophyta; Charophyceae; Charales; Characeae. The record is from the annotation of a GenBank genome assembly.
CGGCGCAGCCAGGGAGCGCAGACGCUGGACGGUCCAUCGGGGGGGGCAUUAAGCGCAUAGGGUCAUCGACCACAAAUCCAACAUUGUUAGGCCCAACGCACAUGACGUUGGAGACGCGCACACAGAUGAGCCUUGACCACAUCUGAUGGGGAUGCGUGACAUCAUGCGUCCACCACCCUCACGCUCCCCUGCCGCUGACCCCGUCGCCCAUGGGCAGGCCUCGCAGAGCGCAUUGCUGACGAGGUCUUUCUACGACGGUGCGGCCAUGGACUGGAGGGCGGGCGAUAUCGGACAUGCAUCAGCAUGUGGACCGGCAGAUGCGCCCGCGGGGGUGCGAUUGAUCGGCAACGUCGAUGGUACUUGUCACAAUUCCAUGAGAGCUUACGAGGAGCAGCAUAGGAGGCCUAUACGGGCCAAGACGACCGAUGUCCAUGAUACCAGGACGGCUACUGCGAGCCUAUCACGGGCGAGGAAGAAGGGAACAGGUGCGUCGAUUCCGUAUCACCAGCGCCGUCCGCAUCCUUUUUUCCGCAACAGUGACGAGACCAGACAGAUGCCAGCUGCUGCAGAUGGAAGGGGCGGGGUGGACAGAGGUGAUAGAGGGGACGAAUCAGGGCGAGGUGAGAAGAGACGAGGCGGCACGAUCAUCAUCCACAAGGACAGCUCCACAGCCGCUGAGGGUGGUGAGACCACAGGCGCCGACGAUCCUGAUGACUCCGAUUACGUCUCGAGGAUCCGGACGGCGGACGGAGAUGACGGCGGAGGUCGUCGCGUGAGGAUGAGGACUGGACUUGGCCCGGAAGGUCAUUGCACCCCAUCGACACAUUUGCCGGCUAUUGAUUGACGGGCGCGAGCUCGUUCUCUGUUGAGCAGAAUGGAGGCGCAAAGAGAGAGAGAGAGAGAGAGAGAGAGAGAGAUUGGUUUUCACAACUUUUCGGG